AUUAGCAUUAGGGUAUGGAUUGGGGGCAGAGAUCAUGGCGGAGCAGCAGCUGUUUUCUGGAGUUCAGCGGCGGAGACGGUGGCAACUGUGGUGGCUGAGGAGCAAAAUACUACCUUUCAAGUUGGUGUUAUUCUUGAUGCAAAUUCCACAAAUGGACGCAUAGGCAACACCAGCUUGUCUUUAGCGCUCUCCGAUUUUUAUUCAGUUAAUUCAAAUUCUUCGACACGAAUUGUGCUUCAUCCAAGGGAUUCAAGAGGACUAGUCACCGAUGCUGCAGCUAGUGCUCUCGAUUUGUUGAAGGAUGUACAAGUUGAUGCCAUAAUUGGUCCUCAAAAAUCAGCACAAGCAAACUUUGUGAUUGGUCUUGGAGAUGCAGCCAAAGUGCCAGUCAUUUCUUUCAAAGCAACAAGUCCUUCUCUCCGUCCUCAGACUCCGUAUUUUAUUCAAACGGCAAUUAGUGAUGCUGCUCAAGUUGAUGCUGUUGCCGCCAUAGUUAAGUAUUUUGGAUGGUAUCAAGUUAUUCUGAUAUAUGAAGAUUCAGAUUAUGGUAAUGGCAUUAUACCUUACCUUUCUAAUGCAUUUCAACAAGUAAACGCUCGAGUUUCAUACAGAAGUGUUAUCCCAUUAAUCUUGGAAAAUAAUUCCAUCCUUGAUCAAGAGCUAGACAAGAUGAAAAAUAUGCAGACAAGGGUGUUUGUGGUGCAUACUACAACCCUUCUUGCUUCUCAAAUCUUCCUCAAAGCAAAGGAAGCGGGAAUGAUGGGUGAAGGCUAUGUCUGGAUAGUGACCACCAGUAUCAUGAAUUUGUUUUAUUCGCUGAAUUCAAGUGUUCAAGAGUCUAUGCAAGGAGUUCUUGGUGUGAAGCCUCAGGUUCCAGAAUCAAGUAAAUUCAGUUCCACCACUCUAAGGUUGAAGAAGAAGUUUGCAGAUGACUAUCCAAAUAAUACUGAUCCAUCACCAGAGAUGAAUCUUUAUGGCCUUUGGGCUUAUGAUACUUUGUGGGCAUUGGCUAUGGCUGCCGAAAAAACUGGAUUCAGGGAGCAGCCGAAUUCUUUGCAGAACAUGAGUUCUCUUAACUCAACCAACAUAUUUACUACUGGAACAUCACAAACAGGUCCGAAACUUCUAAGAGCAGUGCUGGAUACCAACUUUACAGGACUUGCUGGGAAUUUCAAUUUGGUUAAUGGGCAAUUAAAUUCAUCAUCUUUUCAAAUAUUGAAUAUAGACGGACAGGAGCUGAGACUAGUUGGGACAUGGACACCGUUAUUGCAAAGUUCAAGUCAAAGGAAUGGGAAUAAGACGGGGUUUUUCGGUGAUAAAUUGGACAUAAUUACAUGGCCUGGAAACUCAAGGAAUGUACCAAAGGGAUGGGAGGUCUCACCAAGUGGUAAAAAGCUUAAAGUUGGAGUUCCAGCUGUAGCUGGUUUUCCAGAGUUUGUAAAUACAACUAACGCUGCCAACAUCACUGGAUUGUACAUAGAGUUGUUUGAAUCUGUCAUGGCAGCACUACCGUACACAGUCCAAUACGGAUAUGAACUGUUUGAAAUAUCAAAUGCCUCAAGUGCGGGGAGCUACGAUAGUUUCUCCUACCAAGUUUUUCAUGGGAAGUAUGAUGCUGUUGUUGGAGACAUAACUAUCACAGCCAAGAGAUCGGAAUAUCUCGACUUCACUCUUCCAAUUGACCAAGGUGGGAUUACCAUGAUACAAAAAAUUCGACAUGAUGGCAAACCCCAUGAUGAAAGUUUCUUCGUUAAGCCCCUCAGAAAACAACUAUGGUUAACGGCCAUAGCCCUGUUCAUUUUUACUGGAAUAGCUCUAUGGAUUCUUGAACAUAGGUUUAACAAAGAUUUCAGAGGUCCUCCUUCAGAACACCUCGGCCUCAUCUUUUACAUCCCCUUCAUGUCAUUAGUAUAUUCCAACAGGGAAAGAAUUGUGAGCAAUUUAGCCCGACUGGUUUUAGUUGUGUGGGUAUUUGUUGUCCUGAUAUUGAACUCCACUUACACUGCAAGUCUUUCGGCAAGAUUCACAAUUGACAAGCUCAGUCAGAACGCUGAUAUAGAUGUAAACGUGCUUAUUAGCAACGGAGACGAUGUUGGAUGCCGUGAAGGCUCUUUUGUCGUUGAUUUCUUGAAAGGGCUGGGAUUCCACGAAUCCAAUAUCAGGGAAUAUAAAAGUGGGGAGGAUUUUCAUAAUGCCUUGUCUAAAGAUGAGAUAAAGGUGAUGUUUACUCGCACUCCUUACGCCAAUCUCUUCUUGUCCAAGUACUGUAAAAACAAGACGUACAUGAGAGUUGGCUCACCUUAUAUUACCGAGGGCGUUGCCUUUGUAUUCCCCAAGGGGUCACCACUAGUUGCCGAUGUCUCUCGCACAAUCAUCAAACUGACAGACAUUCACAAUAUUUCAAAAAUAUAUGAGCAUUGGAUAAAUUCGACAUGUAAAGAAUAUAAUCCCUCUAAAGACUCGUGGACAAGUGUCAAAUUGAAAUCCUUCAAACUCCUGUUUGCAAUAACAGGUGGAAUCACAGGGACUUGCCUUGUGGUAUUUCUAGUGUCCUAUCUCUACAAUAACAGAGAUUUUGUUCGGAGGAUCUCAAACUCCGGCACCACAACUUGGUCAAAAUUACGCGCAAUUUUCAAGCAUUUCGAUCAAAGAGACCCCAAAUCUUUUCGGUCUAAACAAGAAGUCGAAAACGCACCACCAAACCUAAAUGUACGUUCUAACGCAGAUCAAGAAACGCCAAGUGAAAAUGCAGCUUCUCAUCCAUCAAAUUCAGUUCAGCCUGAAAGCAUCAGAGUGGUGUAGUUUGUUUUUACAUGAUGCUUUUUCGCUUUUCUUCUUCUUUGGUUCAAGAUUGUCUUUGCAUUACUGUAUUGUUACAUUCGAAGUCACUUCCGUUUGUGAAAUUAAGAUUACCGUGAGGUAUGUAUGUCGUCGUUUAACUUAUAUAUUCUAUAAUUUGUUGUUUCUUUUCUUCUCU
Messenger RNA from Erythranthe guttata (spotted monkey flower), 2977 nucleotides. RefSeq names its product glutamate receptor 2.7. The record is from RefSeq and is a predicted model, not a curated record. Gene Ontology annotation, molecular function: ligand-gated monoatomic ion channel activity. NCBI's taxonomy places the organism in Eukaryota, Viridiplantae, Streptophyta, Magnoliopsida, Lamiales, Phrymaceae. Gene Ontology annotation, cellular component: membrane.